GGCGGGGGGUUUAUCUUUCUUAGUAGUUGGUGGCGGUUAAAGAGCGGUGAACCGUGAGAGCUGAACGCCGGGCUGGCGCUCGGUUGGUGGUGAAGCACCCUGUGCUGUCAUUUCCCAGGCUGGCAGCUGGAGAUGUCCCAGUACCUCACUGGACAUCCCAGGGAAAAACGGUGUUGUGUAAAUUUAUUACUGAGAUGCAUGGCUCUAUCAAAAUGCCAGGCGUUGCCUGGAACCGGGAAUUGCUGCAUUCUUUAACAUGUAUUUCUCAUCUCCAUCGCUUUCUCUCUUUUCCCGUGUAGGACCCAUUGUCCUGGCUGUGUAGCUUAUUGAUUACAAUAUUUGUCACUUAAGAGCUCUUUGUGCAGUUAAGAGGGGCAUGGCAGUGAGAGCUUGUGGCUUGAUCAUCUACAGGAGGCUGCAGUCAGGACCAUCUUCUAAGGUCACUGAUGGUAUUGAAUACCUCCUCCUUCAGACAUCCUAUGGGACCCACCACUGGACCCCACCCAAAGGCCAUGUGGACCCAGGAGAGGAUGACCUGCAGACAGCCUUCCGGGAGACGCAGGAAGAGGCUGGUCUUCAGGCCAGUCAGCUCACCCUCAUAGAAGGGUACAAGAAAGAACUGCACUAUCCUGUCCGUGGCAAACCGAAGACUGUCACUUACUGGCUGGCGGAAAUGAAGGACUGUAACACAGAAAUCAAGCUCUCGGAGGAGCACCAGGCUUUCCAGUGGCUGAGGCUAGAGGAUGCCUGCAGAUUUGCAGAAUAUGAGGACAUGCAAGCAAUGCUGAAAGAAGUGCAUCAGUUUCUCUGUUCCAAAGAGUAAAUGCUUUUGUGAAGGAAAAGGGGAACUUCUGAAGAACAUGGCCUGCUUUUAUUAUUUUUUUUUUAACCAAGGGACGAACUACAUGCCUGCAAAAAUACACUUUUCUUUUUUAAAUCCAUACAAAAUCAGUGAAGAUACUUGAAGCUUUUAAAGAGCUUGUGCUUUUGUCUCCCCUAGCUAAUGCAAAAAAACAUGGUUUGAUUGAACUGUGAGCCAGAGAUGUCUGAAUUGAAACUCAUAGCUAACGAAGACUUCCUCUGUCCCUGUCUCCUUUUCUUUUUCCUUUUUCUUUUUUUUCCUUGAAGUGCUGAACAGCUACGCACCUUUUUGAAAAAUCAAACACUUGACAUUUCUGGAUUUGCUGAUGUAGAGCUACAGAAUUGAGAAAAUGAGCAUAUGGGGAUUUUAAAUAACAAAGUAUUUAUUACAGAAGUUGCACCUUGCAUUUCAAAUGGGGAAGCUGUAGUUCUGUUCCCAGCUCUUCCACUGAUACACUGUGUUACUUGUUAGAUCAUUUCAGGUCUUGUUUGUUUGUAUCAUGGAUUUAUGUACAUCACUAAUAUACUGUUAUGAAAACAUUUUCCAUCCAAAGAGUCUUAGUAAACAGUUGCCAUAUAGUAUUUAAA
Molecule: messenger RNA, 1449 nt
Organism: Falco peregrinus (peregrine falcon)
Lineage: Eukaryota; Metazoa; Chordata; Aves; Falconiformes; Falconidae
Gene: NUDT2
Product: nudix hydrolase 2
Exons: 3
Coding region: 377-823 (148 amino acids)
Biological process (GO): ATP biosynthetic process; AMP biosynthetic process
Molecular function (GO): bis(5'-nucleosyl)-tetraphosphatase (asymmetrical) activity
Source: RefSeq, a predicted model, not a curated record